GCCAUGUCCGGCCGCGGGAAGCAGGGAGGUAAAGUCCGGGCGAAAGCGAAGUCGCGCUCGUCGCGGGCCGGGCUGCAGUUCCCGGUGGGCCGCGUCCACCGGUUGCUCCGCAAGGGCAACGAGGCGGAGCGGGUCGGGGCUGGAGCUCCCGUCUACAUGGCGGCCGUGCUGGAGUACCUGACGGCCGAGAUCCUGGAGCUGGCGGGCAACGCGGCCCGCGACAACAAGAAGACGCGCAUCAUCCCCCGCCACCUGCAGCUGGCCAUCCGCAACGACGAGGAGCUCAACAAGCUGCUGGGCAAGGUGACCAUCGCGCAGGGCGGGGUGCUGCCCAACAUCCAGGCCGUGCUGCUGCCCAAGAAGACUGAGAGCCACAAGGCUAAAAGCAAAUAAGUUCGGCGAGUAAAGCUUGGACUUUUUGCAACAUAUUAAACCCAAAGGCUCUUUUCAGAGCCACCCACACAGUCAGAAAAGAGCUGGGUCCUUUUACUUACUGAAGUGUU
Molecule: messenger RNA, 503 nt
Organism: Chaetura pelagica (chimney swift)
Lineage: Eukaryota; Metazoa; Chordata; Aves; Apodiformes; Apodidae
Product: histone H2A.J
Exons: 1
Coding region: 4-393 (129 amino acids)
Cellular component (GO): nucleosome
Molecular function (GO): protein heterodimerization activity; DNA binding; structural constituent of chromatin
Source: RefSeq, a predicted model, not a curated record